Molecule: messenger RNA, 1068 nt
Organism: Toxotes jaculatrix (banded archerfish)
Lineage: Eukaryota; Metazoa; Chordata; Actinopteri; Toxotidae
Gene: wnt3
Product: wingless-type MMTV integration site family, member 3
Exons: 4
Coding region: 1-1068 (355 amino acids)
Biological process (GO): neuron differentiation; canonical Wnt signaling pathway; cell fate commitment
Cellular component (GO): extracellular region
Molecular function (GO): frizzled binding; cytokine activity
Source: RefSeq, a predicted model, not a curated record
AUGGAUUUGUAUCUGAUUGGAUAUUUGAUGUGUGUGUGGUUGUCCAGCUCACGGGUGCUUGGAGGCUAUCCCAUCUGGUGGUCCCUGGCCCUUGGGCAGCAGUACUCGUCUCUGGGCUCCCAACCCAUCCUGUGUGGCUCCAUCCCCGGCCUGGUGCCCAAGCAGCUGCGCUUCUGUCGCAACUACAUAGAGAUCAUGCCCAGCGUUGCCGAAGGCGUCAAGCUGGGGAUCCAGGAAUGCCAGCACCAGUUCAGGGGCCGCCGAUGGAACUGCACCACCAUCAAGGACAACCUUGCCAUCUUUGGCCCUGUGUUAGAUAAAGCAACCAGAGAGUCAGCAUUUGUCCACGCUAUAGCCUCAGCGGGCGUCGCGUUCGCGGUGACGCGCUCCUGUGCCGAGGGAACAUCCACCAUGUGCGGCUGUGACUCCCACCACAAGGGACCUCCUGGGGAGGGCUGGAAGUGGGGCGGCUGCAGUGAGGAUGCAGAGUUCGGAGUGCUGGUGUCCAGAGAGUUCGCCGACGCCAGAGAGAACCGUCCAGACGCUCGCUCAGCAAUGAACCGGCACAACAACGAGGCAGGACGCACGACCAUCCUCGACCACAUGCACUUGCGCUGUAAAUGUCACGGGCUGUCAGGGAGCUGUGAGGUGAAGACAUGCUGGUGGGCGCAGCCAGACUUCCGCAUGCUGGGCGACUACCUGAAAGACAAGUACGACAGCGCCUCAGAGAUGGUGGUGGAGAAGCACCGUGAGUCGCGCGGCUGGGUGGAGACGCUGCGGGUCAAGUACGCCUUCUUCAAGCACCCCACUGAGCGUGACCUGGUCUACUACGAGGGCUCGCCCAAUUUCUGCGAGCCCAACCCAGAGACAGGCUCCUUUGGGACACGCGACCGAGUCUGCAACGUAUCCUCACACGGCAUCGAGGGCUGCGACCUGCUGUGCUGCGGCCGCGGCCACAACACCCGGACUGAGAAGCGCAAGGAGAAGUGUCACUGCAUCUUCCACUGGUGCUGCUACGUCAGCUGUCAGGAGUGUGUGCGUGUCUACGACGUGCACACGUGCAAGUGA